This is a messenger RNA of Clupea harengus (Atlantic herring), 597 nucleotides long. It is a transcript of the gene crygmxl1, whose product is annotated as crystallin, gamma MX, like 1. Gene Ontology annotation, biological process: visual perception; lens development in camera-type eye. The record is from RefSeq and is a predicted model, not a curated record. NCBI's taxonomy places the organism in Eukaryota, Metazoa, Chordata, Actinopteri, Clupeiformes, Clupeidae. Gene Ontology annotation, molecular function: structural constituent of eye lens.
ACUCCACUCACUGUUUCAGAGAACUCAUUUUUAAAACACAAUGGGGAAGAUAAUCUUUUAUGAGGACAAGAAUUUCCAAGGGCGCUCCUAUGAGUGCAGCAGUGACUGUGCUGACCUGCACUCCCAUUUCAGCCGCUGCAACUCCAUUCAGGUGGAAAGCGGACACUGGAUGGUCUAUGAGCGUCCCAACUUCAUGGGUUACCAGUACUUUCUGCGCAGGGGUGAAUAUCCAGAUUAUCAACGCUGGAUGGGCUUCAAUGACUGCAUUAGAUCCUGUUGCUUGAUCCCUCAACACCAAGGAUCCCACCGAAUGAGAAUCUAUGAACGCUCUGACUUUGGUGGUCAGAUGAUGGAGUUUACAGAUGACUGCCCUUCAUUGUAUGAUCGAUUCCACAACAACGACAUCCAUUCGUGCAAUGUAAUGGAUGGGUACUGGCUCUUUUAUGAGCAUCCCAACUACAAGGGUCGCCAGUAUCUGAUGCGGCCUGGAGAGUACAGAAGAUUCGGUGACUGGGGUGCCAUGAACCCUAGGCUUGGUUCCAUUAGACGCAUUGCCUUCUCUAAUUGAGUAGCAAAAUAAAAUACAGUAAAACCAAA